CAUUCUUAUCAGCAAAAGUUCAGCUCUGCUUAUUCCACGCUCAGUUAAUCUCACGCUCAUUAUUGUUAUCUGGCUAAAAAUUCAAUUCACAGACUUUGCAAUCAGUCGUACUCCACUCUUCGAAGCUGCCACAACAUGAAAAUAUAUUUAGCAAUUGCGUUGCUCUCAAUGCUCAGCUGUGCUUUUGCGGAAGGUGUUGACUUUAGUCCGCGCGUGCUGGUCAAGCCACUUGAUAUGAAAAACAAUCCCAUAACAGGUAAUGAGAAUGCCGUAGAUCUGGCACGUGCUUUGCUGUUGGAGCUGCAGCUCUACAAUUUGAUGGAUCAAGUGGUGCAGGCAAAGAUUAAUGUUGAUCCCAUCUACAAAUUCGGCUUGCUGUUCGAAAUGCAAAAUGCCAUGCAGGCUGCCGAAGUAGCACAGGCCUGGAUCGAACCAAAUGGCGAAAUUGUGCGGCAGCUAACUUGCUCGCAAGAUACUUUGGAUUUCUUUGAUUAGCAGAGCGAGCACGCAUUAAAGCUAUUAAUGUUUCAGCUUAUACAUAGCUCGCUUUGUCUUAUCAUUUCAUUCGCUGCUCUAUCACAAUAGAUAUAUAUAUAUGUUGUAUGUGCAUUCGAGUAAAUCCGAUUU
Drosophila busckii is the source of this 627-nucleotide messenger RNA. RefSeq lists its product as uncharacterized. The coding region runs from base 136 to 495 and encodes 119 amino acids. NCBI's taxonomy places the organism in Eukaryota, Metazoa, Arthropoda, Insecta, Diptera, Drosophilidae. The record is from RefSeq and is a predicted model, not a curated record. The transcript is spliced from 2 exons.